AUGCGAAGGCCGACGGCGGUGGUGAUGAUGAACCUGGGUGGCCCGGAGACCCUCAGCGACGUCCGACCCUUCCUACAGCGCCUCUUUUCUGACCAGUCGCCGCGGAUUGAGAAGCAGUACGCGGAGAUCGGGGGCGGGUCGCCCAUUCGCAAGUGGACCGAAGCGCAGGCCCGCCAGAUGGAGAAGCUCCUCGACCAGUCCUCCCCCGCCACCGCGCCCACAAAGCUCGACGCGUUCCUGUCGCUGUGCCGCGACAAGUUCAAGCGCGCCGAGAUCGAGCCCGGCACCGCCGUCGGCGCCCUGGGCGCGCAGAGCAUCGGCGAGCCCGGCACGCAGAUGACCCUCAAGACCUUCCACUUUGCCGGCGUGGCGUCGAUGAACAUCACCCUCGGCGUGCCGCGCAUCAAGGAGAUCAUCAACGCCUCGAAGAACAUCUCGACGCCCAUCAUCACCGCCAUCCUCUCCCAGGACUCGGACGAAAAGUUUGCCCGCAUCGUCAAGGGCCGCAUCGAAAAGACCACCCUGGGCGAGGUGUCGGAGUACAUUAAGGAGGUGUACAACCCGGGCGGAUGCUAUAUUUCGGUGAAGCUGGACAAGGACGCCAUUCGUGCGCUGCAGCUGGAGAUCAACUCGGCGUCCGUCAUGCGCGCCAUCCUCAACAGCCCGCGCACCAAGAUCAAGGCCGAGCACGUGUCGACGAGCGGCGAGUGGAAGCUGCGUGUGAUGCCCAUCGAGCGCUCGCGCGAGCAGAUGUACUUCUCGCUCCAGACCGUCAAGAACCUCCUCCCCAGCGUACUCAUUCGGGGAAUUCCGACGGUGUCGAGGGCGGUGAUCAACAAGAAGGGCUCGGGUGCGGACGCGCGGUACAACCUGCUGGUGGAGGGCUACAACCUCCUCUCCGUGAUGGCCACCCCGGGCGUGGUCGGCUCCCGAACCACCUCCAACCACAUCAUCGAAGUCAUGACCACGCUGGGCAUUGAAGCCGCGCGCGUGACGAUCAUGAACGAAAUCCAGUACACCAUGAAGGAGCACGGCAUGAACAUCGACACGCGCCACGUCAUGCUUCUCGCCGAUCUCAUGUGCUUCCGAGGUGAGAUUCUGGGUAUCACGCGGCACGGUAUCGACAAGAUGAACGACAGCGUGAUGAUGUUGGCCUCCUUCGAAAAGACCACUGACCACCUCUUCAACGCCUCCUUCCACGCUCGCCAGGACACCAUCACCGGCGUCAGCGAGAGCAUCAUCAUGGGCAUUCCGAUCGCGGUGGGCACGGGCCUGUUCAAGCUGCUCCGAAAAACGCCCUCGCUCGACAAGGAGCCCAAGCGGGGCCUCCUCCUCGACUCCCUCACCGACUCCUCGGCCAGCCCCUCCUUCACCCUCGACAUCGCCUCGGCCCUCGCGGCCACCUCCCCUAUCUCUUAA
This is a messenger RNA of Acanthamoeba castellanii str. Neff, 1419 nucleotides long. RefSeq names its product ferrochelatase. Bases 1 to 1419 code for a protein of 472 amino acids. Gene Ontology annotation, biological process: heme biosynthetic process; DNA-templated transcription. The record is from RefSeq and is a predicted model, not a curated record. The transcript has 10 exons. Gene Ontology annotation, molecular function: protoporphyrin ferrochelatase activity; DNA-directed RNA polymerase activity; DNA binding. NCBI's taxonomy places the organism in Eukaryota, Discosea, Longamoebia, Acanthamoebidae.